AUGAGAUCUCCUGUGAAGGCAUACAUCGCUCUGUUUGUAUGCAUGACGACGAAGGCACUGCACUUCGAACUGGUGACGUCGCUCUCGGCUGAGGCCUUUUUGGGCGCACUGCAUCGGUUUGUUGGACGACGAGGAAACGUGUCCGUGAUGAGGUCGCACCGAGGCACAAACUUCGUCGGAGGAGAUCGCCAACUGAAGGAGCUGCACGAGCUGCUGAAGACGCAGCUGUUGGAGCGCAAGAUUGCGGACUUCUGCCAGGUCAAAUUCAACCCCGCCAAGGCCCCGCACCAGGGUGGCCUCUGGGAAGCAGGAGUGAAAAGUGUGAAGCACCACCUGAACCGCACGUUGAAGGAGGCCUACUUGACGUACGAGGAGAUUAACACACUGUUGGUGCAAAUUGAGGCGAUUUUGAACUCGCGCCCUUUGUGCCAGCAAUCCGACGAUCCUUGCGACUACCAAGCGUUGAGCCCGGCACAUUUCCUCAUUGGCCGAGAGCUCACCGCGGUGGCUGAGCCGCUCUACGAAGAAGUACGAGAAAACACGCUGACCAGGUACCAAAAAGUGCAGAAGAGGAAGCAAGAUUUUUGGCGUCGCUGGUCCCGCGACUACGUGACGGAGUUGCAGAAGCGAGGAAUGUGGGACAAGGUGCCGGCGAUGAUCAGGAUCGGGAUGCUAGUUAUGCUGAAAGAGGACAACACGCCCGGCUUGGUAGAAUCGUCGAGACUCAUCCGGGAAGCGACGGCGUGGUCCGGGUUGUGA
Molecule: messenger RNA, 759 nt
Organism: Culex pipiens pallens (northern house mosquito)
Lineage: Eukaryota; Metazoa; Arthropoda; Insecta; Diptera; Culicidae
Exons: 1
Coding region: 1-759 (252 amino acids)
Molecular function (GO): nucleic acid binding
Source: RefSeq, a predicted model, not a curated record